UGAAGCAGCGCCUCACAAACAGAGGAGCAGCGGCGCGAGGAGGAGCUCGCGGGGUGUUUUAUUUAUUUAUUUUUUAAAUACUUACGGAGUUCUGCCUUUAUCAGUGGGCAGAAAAAGAGGAGCGUCCUCGCAGGUCGGAGCUGAUGGAAGCGACAUGUAGACACGGCGGAGGACUUUGUCAGAGUUUCAGUAGAGAGGAGGAGGCGAAGUGAGAGCAACAUGCUGACCUCCGUUCUGCUCCUGUUUCUGCUCCUCUGUCGGACUUGUGUGAGUCAGUAUUCAAGCGACCAGUGCAGCUGGAAGGGAAGUGGUCUGACCCAUGAAGGACACACGAGGGACGUGGAACAGGUGUAUUUGCGUUGCUCCCAAGGCUCUCUGGAGUGGCUUUACCCAACAGGAGCAAUCAUCGUCAACCUGCGCCCCAACACAGUGUCCCCCGCCACCGCCCGGCUUUCCAUUUGCAUCAAAACCUCCACAGACUCCAGCGGUACCAACAUCUACCUGGACCGUAACGGAAGGCUGCGGUUACUGCUGCGCGAAGAGGAUCAAGCUCAGGGCAAAGUUCAUUGCUUUGGCAUCCAGGAGGGGGCGCUCUUCAUUGAGGCUGUUCCGCACAUGGACAUCAGCCGCAGGAUCACAGUGUUUCAGUACGAGCUUUUCAGCGACAGGCUGGGACCACAGGCACAUUUAUUGAGUGCACCCUGUAAGCCGUGCACGGAUGCCGAGAUGCUUCUGGCAGUCUGUACAAAUGACUUUGUGGCACGGGGCAGCAUCAAGAAGGUGGAGCAGGAGGAGGAGCGCUCAUCAGUCACGGUGGAGAUCAGUCGCGUGUACAGACAGAAGAUCCAUGUCUUUGUACCUACCGCAGUGAGGACACGGAGCUGGUUCGGCCACAUUAAGAUGCCCCUCCAAUGUGGCGUCAGGUCUGCUGAGGGGGACUUUCUCUUCACAGGGACAGUGAGGUUUGGGGAAGCCUGGAUGGGCUGCGCCCCACGUUACAAAGACUUUCUACAACUGUAUCGUGAGGCGCAGCAGCAGGGGAUCAACCCUUGUCAUGUGGACACUGACUAAUUGAGCUACCUGCUCACCCUGGGAAGUGGGACAAGCCCUCACUGAGUGGGGGGAAACAAGACAAACCAAGUGAUCGUGCUGAGGAGGAACAAACCUGCACUCGGCCCGAAAGACAGACUGGUGCAGUCGUGCCGACUCGCUCUCUCUCCUGGUGUCUCAUGAAUCUUUGGAGAUGGAGAAUGGAGCUCCAACAUGUUGCCAAGCAGCAUGAUAAUUGGACUCUGUUCCCAAAGUUGAACUUGAUGAAAGUGAAAUGUCUGAAAGUCUCGGAGAUGAGGAACGCCAAGGUUUUACAUGUAGCAGUUUUUAUUUGUAUAAAAUGUGAAUGAAUGUUGUAUAUGUUGAAGCACACAUGGUUUGUAAAAAGUUUGAUGUACAGUUUUGAAUCUAUUUCUUAUGACAGAAAUGUAUAAAGUUGAAAGCUUCUUUUUUU
This is a messenger RNA of Thalassophryne amazonica, 1504 nucleotides long. RefSeq names its product meteorin-like protein. The transcript has 4 exons. NCBI's taxonomy places the organism in Eukaryota, Metazoa, Chordata, Actinopteri, Batrachoidiformes, Batrachoididae. Gene Ontology annotation, biological process: energy homeostasis; positive regulation of brown fat cell differentiation. The record is from RefSeq and is a predicted model, not a curated record. Gene Ontology annotation, molecular function: hormone activity. The coding region runs from base 220 to 1071 and encodes 283 amino acids.